GCAGCAGCAUACGCCGGACAACUUCAUGAUGGGUUUUACUCCUAUGCUCGAGGGCUUAGUGCUUCACUUCGACAAGACCCUGACGCUUUCCGUAAUGGAACACAACUUUUGAGAAACAUGGAGAUGACGUUUGAAGGUAUGUCUGGCCUUGUUCGAAUGAGCGAUGUUGGUAUUCGGAUGCCGUCUUUCUACAUCGAUAGUCUGGACGGAGAUGGAGUGCAGGAGUUAUAUGGGACUGUUUUUGUUAAUGGAUCUUAUGCGAACUACAUUCCUGUUUACACCAACGAGGCAGAAUUGUGGUGGAGCCGGGGUGGGUUAAGACCACUGGCACAGCCUGUAUGUGGAUUCAGUGGAAAGCAG
Ostertagia ostertagi is the source of this 360-nucleotide messenger RNA. Lineage: Eukaryota; Metazoa; Nematoda; Chromadorea; Rhabditida; Trichostrongylidae. The record is from the annotation of a GenBank genome assembly.